Messenger RNA from Austrofundulus limnaeus, 1565 nucleotides. It is a transcript of the gene tnfrsf19, whose product is annotated as tumor necrosis factor receptor superfamily, member 19. Gene Ontology annotation, biological process: positive regulation of JNK cascade; positive regulation of canonical NF-kappaB signal transduction. Lineage: Eukaryota; Metazoa; Chordata; Actinopteri; Cyprinodontiformes; Rivulidae. Gene Ontology annotation, molecular function: protein binding; signaling receptor activity. Gene Ontology annotation, cellular component: plasma membrane. The coding region runs from base 271 to 1440 and encodes 389 amino acids. The transcript has 10 exons. The record is from RefSeq and is a predicted model, not a curated record.
AGCGGGCUCUUUGAUGUAGCCUGGCUGAUCGCGGAUCAGCUGCACGCGCUUCAGAUCAGAAAGCCAGCCCCCGGUCUCCGCCUUUGAUGUCGGACGCUGGGUCUGUUGUUGGAGCUGCAGCUGCGGCGGCUCGGGGCUCAGAGCUGGGCUGUGCGGGCUCACACUGACACGGUGAGCGGACCCGCCGCCACACCUCUCACCGACUUUACUCCACGCGCUCCCUUUUUUUCUUUAUUUUAACCAGCUGGAAGCAACGAGCGGACCAUCAGAAUGCCUCGGAGACUGCAGCACACCUUGGCCCUGCUYCUAGCUGCACAUCUCAUCUGCUCAGCUCUGGUCCACGUGAACGCCAUGGAGGAGAGCAGAGAGUGCAGAGAGCAGGAGUACAAGGACCGCUUCGGGAGCUGCAAGCCCUGCAAACAGUGUGACGCAGGACAGGAGCUGUCUAAGGAAUGUGGCUUUGGUUAUGGAGAGGAUGCCCGGUGUGUGCCUUGCCGUAGCAGCCGCUUCAAAGAGGACCGCAGCCUGCAGAAGUGCAAGCCCUGCCUGUACUGUGGACUCAUCAACCGCAUCCAGAAGGCCAACUGCUCCACCACCAGCAACGCUGUGUGUGGGGACUGCCUGUCGGGAUAUUACAGGAAGACUAAAUUAAGUGGAUUUCAAGAUAUGGAGUGCAUACCAUGUGGAGACCCUCCACCUCCCUAUGAGCCAAACUGCAGUGGGCGUGUGAACCUGGUGCCCCUCCCCUCUGUGGUGACCAGCCCGCGGGACAUGGCGCUCGCYGCCGUCAUCUGCAGCGCUCUGGCGACGGUCCUGCUGGCGCUGCUGGUUCUGUGUGUCAUCUACUGCAAGAGGCAGCUGCUGGAGAAGAAGCCCGGCGCAGUUUCUCUGAGGUCCCAGGACUGUCCUUACAUCGGGGCGGAGCUUUCCUGCCUGGAAGCCCGCUGGCUCCACGACUUUCCCCAGAGACCCUGCUGCCAGUGUCAGCUGGGCCCCGAAUACAGCUGUGGUCCGGUUCACCUGAUUCCAUCUCUGUGCUGCGAUGAKAGCUGCAGUCUGGGUCGCAGUCAGGACAUCAGCCCCUUCCAGUCGCAGACGAGUCUCAGUGACGGAAACACAAACCUGAACAAAGAGGUGACCCAGAGGAAGCUGGAGGACCGCCCAGAACCGGACUGUGACUGGGGAGACGUUGGGAUAAGAGGACCUUUUGAAUAUUUUGGGCUCCCUCGGCACAGCGAUGAACCUGUAGAAAGACUGGAAGGAGAGGAAGAGGAGGAGCCAACGUCAAAGGAGAAUUCAUUAGAGAGGAGCGAGAGUUGUGGCGCCGACGACGUCGCGACGGACGCACUUCUUCCCAAACACAUCCAGACGCAGGAGGGUGAGCGGACACAGAUUAAAYUGUGCAUCACACAGAGGAUCCAGGAAACUGAGAAAAGAUGACGUGGAUUUCUUUGGCUUGUGUUCCACGCUGGACCCAACAGCUCAGAUUACUCACUUUUCUCUCUCCCUACACACACACACACACACACACACACACACACACACACACACACACACACACACAC